Messenger RNA from Physeter macrocephalus (sperm whale), 1893 nucleotides. RefSeq names its product developmentally regulated GTP binding protein 2 (gene DRG2). NCBI's taxonomy places the organism in Eukaryota, Metazoa, Chordata, Mammalia, Artiodactyla, Physeteridae. The record is from RefSeq and is a predicted model, not a curated record. Gene Ontology annotation, molecular function: GTP binding; GTPase activity. Bases 99 to 1193 code for a protein of 364 amino acids. The transcript has 13 exons. Gene Ontology annotation, biological process: cytoplasmic translation. Gene Ontology annotation, cellular component: cytoplasm.
UGGGUUUCCGGCGCACGCUGAUCUGCCGCCGCCGCCGGGCCGGAGUUCGCGGAGCCGCUGCAGUCUGUCUCGCCUGUGCGCCUGGUUCAGCUGCUGCCAUGGGGAUCCUGGAGAAGAUCUCCGAGAUCGAGAAGGAGAUCGCCCGCACGCAGAAGAACAAGGCCACCGAGUAUCACCUGGGCCUGCUGAAAGCAAAACUCGCCAAGUAUCGGGCCCAGCUCCUGGAACCCUCCAAAUCGUCCUCGUCCAAAGGCGAGGGCUUCGACGUCAUGAAGUCGGGCGACGCCCGCGUGGCGCUGAUCGGCUUCCCGUCUGUGGGUAAGUCCACCUUCCUGAGCCUGAUGACCUCCACGGCCAGUGAGGCUGCGUCCUACGAGUUCACAACCCUGACCUGCAUCCCUGGGGUCAUUGAAUACAAAGGCGCCAACAUCCAGCUCCUGGACCUUCCCGGGAUCAUCGAAGGCGCAGCACAAGGGAAGGGCCGUGGCCGGCAGGUGAUCGCCGUGGCACGCACAGCCGACGUCGUCAUCAUGAUGCUGGACGCCACCAAGGGAGAGGUGCAGAGGUCCCUGCUGGAGAAGGAGCUGGGGUCGGUCGGCAUCCGCCUCAACAAGCACAAGCCCAACAUCUACUUCAAGCCCAAGAAAGGAGGCGGCAUCUCCUUCAACUCGACGGUCACGCUGACCCAGUGCUCAGAGAAGCUGGUGCAGCUGAUCCUGCACGAGUAUAAGAUCUUCAACGCGGAGGUGCUCUUCCGAGAAGACUGCUCCGCGGACGAGUUCAUAGACGUGAUCGUGGGCAACCGCGUGUACAUGCCCUGCUUGUAUGUUUAUAACAAAAUCGACCAGAUCUCAAUGGAGGAAGUGGACCGCCUGGCCCGGAAACCUGACAGCGUGGUCAUUAGCUGCGGCAUGAAGCUGAACCUGGACUACCUGCUGGAGAUGCUCUGGGAGUACCUGGCCCUGACCUGCAUCUACACCAAGAAGAGAGGCCAGAGGCCGGACUUCACGGACGCCAUCAUCCUCCGGAAAGGGGCCUCUGUGGAGCACGUGUGCCACCGCAUCCACCGGUCACUCGCCAGCCAGUUCAAGUACGCGCUGGUGUGGGGCACCAGCACCAAGUACAGCCCGCAGCGGGUGGGCCUGACCCACACCAUGGAGCACGAGGACGUCAUCCAGAUCGUGAAGAAGUAGUGGCCCUGCUCCCGCCCCCAGUGGGACUCGCCAGAGCCUAAACUGGCAAAAUACAAAUGCACCCCAGGAAGGGGUCUCUCACGUCUCUGCUGUUUGCAGAAAUUUCUUCAAUGGGCAGAUGGUGGAGAGCAUGCUGGGGCCUUAGGACGCGGCUGGGCAUGGGCUGGGCUGGCGGCGUUUCCCGUGAGACUGGACUCUGGAAGGGGUCCUAUUUGGGUCCCUGGGCCUGCGCCUUCUCACCCCGCCCCCGCCGCCCCCCGGCCCCUUCCAGCGCGGAAUGAGCAAGUGGCCCACCCGCCCCCAGCUAGGGCCUCGGGCAGAUGGCUGGCUUGAUGCCGGGCAGGGAGCUGCGCCUACUUGGGUCCCUGGCGGCCCCUCAGCUCCGGCCAGUUUUUCUGGUUCUCAGGGAGGGGGCUGCCCAGGACAGAACCCCCUAUCCACUCCCCGCCCCAGGGCUGCCCCGUGAUGGAAACCAGAGAUCUGGGGCUCUAAAGGCCCAGCUCACACCCUCCACAGCCUGACCAGUCCAGAGGGCCACCCCCUGCCCAGCACAGAGCCCAGGACCCAGCCCGGGGCAGACACCCCCCCGGGGUGGGGGACUUGGAGUCGGCUCUGCGAUUCCUCUAAAUACCACCCCGCCCUGCCCCCCAAACCUCUCGGCUCUCCUUCCUGAAAUAAAAAGUGGAACGAUGCCUGUUCG